CGAACGCUGGGGCGGGACCAAGGGGCGUGGCUUCCCUCAGGUGCCGCGAGCGCUAAGGUUUCACUGAAACUGGCGCAGCGUUGGGGAGGAGCGCAGAGGCUACAAUUAGAGGCAGGUGAGAGGGCGGCUUUCUCUCCGAGCGGCGAGUGGAGGUCUGAGUUUCGAGUCAUUGGCGGCGAAUUCCCCGCUCGCUGGGCGACGGGACUGGUGGAAGGAUGCGAAGGCCGAACGCGGUGUGGCUGCUGGGGGGCACCAUCCUGCUGGCGGCCUCUGCCUCCUGCAAUCACACCAUCCCAGGAGUCAAUAGAUCCACUAAAGGAAGAAGUCUCAUUGGUAACAAGGUCAAUGGCCCAUCUCAUAUCUCUGGGACGGAAGUUACAGUGGAGCAGAGCUUUUCUGUGGACGAGUUUUCUGCCUCCCUCCUCACUGGAAAACUGACCACCGUCUUUCUUCCAGUCGUCUACCUGGUUGUGUUUGUGGUUGGUUUGCCGAGUAAUGGCAUGGCCCUGUGGGUCUUUCUUUUCCGCACAAAGAAGAGGCACCCCGCUGUGGUUUACAUGGCCUGUCUGGCCUUGGCCGACCUCCUCUCUAUCAUCUGGUUACCUUUGAAGAUUGCCUAUCACAUACAUGGCAACAACUGGAUUUAUGGGGAAUCUCUUUGCAAGGUACUCAUUGGUUUUUUCUAUGGCAACAUGUAUUGCUCCAUUCUGUUCAUGACCUGCCUCAGCGUGCAGAGGUACUGGGUCAUUGUGAACCCCAUGGUGCACACCAAGAAGAAUGCAAACAUUGCCAUCGGUAUCUCCCUGGGAAUAUGGCUGCUGAUUCUGCUGGCUACCAUUCCCUUGUAUGUCGUGAAGCAGACCACUUACAUUCCAGCCCUUAACAUCACCACCUGUCAUGAUGUUUUACCGAAGGAGGUGUUGGUGGGGGACAUGUUCAAUUAUUUCCUCUCUCUGGCCAUUGGAGUCUUCCUGUUCCCAGCCAUCCUCAUGGCUUCUGCGUAUGUGCUGAUGAUCAGAACACUUCAGUCUUCGGCCAUUGAUGAAAACUCGGGAAAGAAGAGGAAGAGAGCCAUCAAACUUAUUGUCACUGUCCUGGUCAUGUACCUGGUCUGCUUCACCCCUAGUAACCUUCUGCUCGUGGUGCAUUAUUUCAUGAUCAAACACUGGGGCCAGAGCCACGUCUACGCCCUGUACCUCGUAGCCCUCUGCCUGUCCACCCUCAACAGCUGCAUCGACCCCUUCGUCUAUUACUUUGUAUCAGAAGACUUUAGGAAUCAUGCAAAGAAUGCUCUUCUUUGUCGAAGCGUCCGUACAGUAAAGCGGAUGCAAGUAUCCCUCACGUCAAAGAAAUUCUCCAGGAAAUCCAGCUCUUAUUCUUCAAGUUCAACCACCAUUAAAACCUCCUACUGAGUAUUGCAGAUCCCCUGGUGGGUUUCACAGGAAGAAUUGGAGCUUGCUUGAUGUUAUGGAGAUAUUUCUGUUGUUUCCUAACCAAGUGGCUCUUUUCACAUACCAUGUAUAUGCAGCACCUCUCAGGAUUGCUGGAAGCUUCCCUGUUUGCAUGAGGAAAAUCUGCCAAAUUAAUUCCUUUACUCAGAUGCUCCUAGAAAUGGAAUUUAUAGAAGCAAGAAGCAGACUUUUUAGAAGGUGGUAAAAACAAAAACAACCCCAAAAUCAGAAACCCUGUGACUUGCAAGAACUGGUCUUAGCUUGAAGCCUAACUUCUCAGCUGGAACUACCUUUCUUGUACAUUUAGGCUUAAUAACAGUCUUGUUAGGGCUUAAGGGCCCUCAGUGAUGACCAGUCCAAUUGACUGACUUGACAGAUAAGGACAGAAGAGAUGAAGGAGCUGCCCUGAGUCAGGCUUUCAACCAAUGGCGUCGAGUCAGGAUUGGAGAGCAGAAUUUAAAUGGUCGGUGGGGUACUUGUGCCAACUCAUCGGAAUCACGGGAGGUCUUGUUUGAAAAUGCAGGUUCGUCAGACUCGGGGGUGAGAGCUCAGAGUCUGGGAACAGGGCCCAGGAGCCUGCCUUCUAAAAUGAGCCUCUGGGUGAGGCUCGAGCAUACUGGGUUUGUGAGCCACUGGUGUGGCUCACCAGUUUUAAAAAGAGAAGCAAACAGAAUGUUUUGUGUCUCUUUUAUGUUCAGCUUUUAAUGAAAUCGGUUUGUUGACUUACUGGGUCUUUCAAUUUCUUUAUUGAUCUUGAACUUUUAUAUGUAUCAUUAUCACUCUGAGGAAAAUACAGUGUGGAUUUUAAACAUGAAAAUACAAAUUUUAUGUAACUUUUUACUGACUUCAGUGAAGUCUUCAGAUAGCCUGAGUUUCACAACUAGAAAUAGAAUUUACCACUUAGUAUUUUAAGAAAUUAUUUAUUGUCAGUUUUGUUUCUCUGUUAUCAAAUAGGAACUUAUUGGAUGUGAACCACAUCUUUUUGGAAAAAACCACUAAAAUACAUGUGAUUUGCAGUAAAAUAUCUAAGAGGUACUUGACUGCAAACUGACUAUACAACUCGUAUUUGUGACAUUUUGAAAUAAUUAUUUUAUUGCAUGAUUUAUAAACAAUAUGACUUUUUUUACAAUGUCUUUCUGAAUUGUGAGUGUGUGUGUGUAUGUAUGUCUGUUUGAGGGAAGGAAUUUUUAAAAAGGAAGCAAUGUUAUUAUUCUAAGAAGAAAUGAUGUAAUGCUCACUCCUUAUUUUUACAUAAGUAGGGCCAUGCUGUA
Messenger RNA from Phyllostomus discolor (pale spear-nosed bat), 2722 nucleotides. It is a transcript of the gene F2RL1, whose product is annotated as F2R like trypsin receptor 1. Gene Ontology annotation, biological process: thrombin-activated receptor signaling pathway; blood coagulation; positive regulation of Rho protein signal transduction. The coding region runs from base 216 to 1412 and encodes 398 amino acids. The record is from RefSeq and is a predicted model, not a curated record. The transcript has 2 exons. Lineage: Eukaryota; Metazoa; Chordata; Mammalia; Chiroptera; Phyllostomidae. Gene Ontology annotation, cellular component: membrane. Gene Ontology annotation, molecular function: thrombin-activated receptor activity.